Molecule: messenger RNA, 3102 nt
Organism: Melospiza georgiana
Lineage: Eukaryota; Metazoa; Chordata; Aves; Passeriformes; Passerellidae
Gene: SCMH1
Product: Scm polycomb group protein homolog 1
Exons: 16
Coding region: 274-2370 (698 amino acids)
Biological process (GO): regulation of DNA-templated transcription
Cellular component (GO): nucleus
Molecular function (GO): protein binding
Source: RefSeq, a predicted model, not a curated record
CCCGUUCCCUCCCGUUCCCUCCCCGCCUCCCUGCGCAGCGCGAACAUGGCGGCGGCGGCGGCGGCGGCGAGGGACUGAGCAGCGCCAGCGCUCGGCGGCCGCGCAGGUUUUGCUAUGCCGCAGUGUUUGUACUGACUCUGCUGUCUUGUAGGAGUGAUGGGGAACUAGAGCCCAUGACAGUUCAGUGGAGCCCUUGGCACUUUUGAUAUCUUGACAUCUUCAGUCCUGUAAGAGCAGCCCAGUCCCAGGAUAAGGACAGCAGCAGGUGGUAGAAUGCGGAAACCAGGCCCUCAGAAAGCCAUAGACUGGAAAGAUGGUAAAAAGCACAAGUACAGCCGCCCGUCAGAGUCUCCCUCCCAGUACCAAGGUCACUUCACGUGGGAGAAGUACCUGAAAGAGACAUGUGCCAUCCCAGCUCCUGCCCAUUGCUUCAAGCAGUCCUACACUCCACCUGCAAACGAGUUCAAGAUCAGCAUGAAGCUGGAGGCCCAGGACCCCCGGAACACCACGUCCACGUGCAUCGCCACCGUGGUGGGGCUGACGGGCGCCCGCCUGCGCCUGCGCCUCGACGGCAGCGACAACAAGAACGACUUCUGGAGGCUGGUGGACUCUGCUGAGAUCCAGCCCAUUGGCAACUGUGAGAAGAAUGGAGGCAUGCUGCAGCCUCCUCUGGGCUUCCGCCUCAAUGCCUCCUCCUGGCCCAUGUUCCUUCUGAAGACUCUGAAUGGAGCAGAGAUGGCUCCUGUCCGGAUUUUUCACAAGGAACCACCAUCUCCUUCCCAAAACUUCUUCAAGACAGGUAUGAAGCUGGAGGCAGUGGACAGGAAGAACCCUCACUUCAUCUGCCCGGCCACCAUUGGGGAGGUGAGAGGUUCUGAGGUCCUGAUAACAUUUGAUGGCUGGAGAGGUGCCUUCGAUUACUGGUGCCGAUAUGAUUCCCGGGACAUCUUUCCCGUAGGCUGGUGUUCGCUGACUGGAGAUAAUCUGCAGCCCCCUGGUACAAAAGUUGUGAUUCCAAAGAGCCCUUUACCUGCCUCCGAAGUAAACUCGGAGAAACCUAGCAUGCACAGUAGCACAAAGACUGGUUUGGGGCAUCAACAAGGGCAAAGGCGUCGCAAAACAGGGAAGAAGAGUGGUCGAACGACCAAAACACUAAUCCACCACCCCAUGCCUACACCCUCCAAGUCAGUGGAGCCUUUGAAAUUCCCCAGAAAGAGAGGCCCCAAGCCUGGCAGUAAGAGGAAACCUAGGACAUUGCUGAACCCAGCACCCACCUCUCCAACAACCAGUACCCCAGAGCCAGACACAAGCACUGUGCCCCAGGACGCUGCUACAAUCCCCAGCUCUGCCAUGCAGGCUCCCACAGUUUGCAUUUACUUGAACAAGAACGGCAGCACUGGGCCCCACCUAGACAAGAAGAAAGUUCAGCAGCUGCCAGACCAUUUUGGACCAGCUCGAGCUUCUGUUGUCCUGCAGCAAGCAGUACAGGCCUGCAUUGAUUGUGCUUAUCAUCAGAAAACAGUCUUCUCCUUCUUAAAACAAGGCCACGGGGGAGAGGUGAUCUCAGCUGUGUUUGAUCGGGAACAGCACACUCUGAACCUGCCAGCAGUUAACAGUAUCACCUACGUCCUCCGCUUCCUGGAGAAGCUGUGCCACAAUCUGCGCAGUGACAACCUCUUUGGGAACCAGCCUUUCACUCAGCACAGCCACAUGCAGCGCUCUCACCAGUACGACCACGACAGGUAUCUACCAGACAGAAGCAGUUCCCUAGACGGCUCUCUGCAGGGACCAGGCCGGGGUACAAAGCGCUUUUCCCAAGACCCCCCUCCAUACAGUGCUCCUCUCUCCCCCAAGGUACCAAAGAAUGACCGUCACCCUUUGGAAGGUGAAACCUUUGUCCUGGGAGAUGGCCUCCCAGGGCCCUUAGAGCCUCGCCUGGACCCCAUGGACUCUGCCUUGAACUCUGUCAGUUCAUCCAGCCACAGCAGGAGCUCCAGAGACUUUCGCCUGCCGGGAUACAGGCACCUGCAGCAGCCCUGCAGCCUCAGCCAGGGCAGCAGCUCUGCCCUGCGCAGGCUGAGCUCUGGGGGCUCGGACAGGUACCCGGGCUCCAGGGACAGCUCCAGGGACAGCUCCCGCCUCAGCAGCCGCGACCCCUCGGCCUGGACGGUGGAGGAGGUGAUGCAGUUCAUCCGCGAGGCCGACCCGCAGCUGGGCCCCCACGCCGACCUCUUCCGAAAACACGAGAUCGACGGGAAGGCCCUGCUGCUGCUGCGCAGUGACAUGAUGAUGAAAUACAUGGGGCUGAAGCUGGGGCCAGCCCUGAAGCUCACCUACCACAUCGACAAGCUAAAGCAAGGCAAGUUCUGAGAGGACUCCUGGCAGGAUGGACCCUGGAAGCUCCGCUCCCGGCCGCCCCACCCGCGCUCACCUGCCACAGGUUCGCAUGCACACACCCCUUCCGCCGCAGCAGACAGACGGACAGACGGACAGACGGACACUCCCGACGCCAGCCGGGCCCCCGACAGCGCUCAGGAGGGGCCUGGCACAGCUGGGCUCUGCACCAGACUCGGGCUCUGGGCACUGGCACAGCCAGGCUCUGCACCAGGCUGAGCUGUGGGCACGGGCACAGCCGGGCUCUGCACCAGGCUGAGCUGUGGGCACGGGCACAGCCGGGCUCUGCACCAGGCUGAGCUGUGGGCACGAGCACAGCCAGGCUCUGCACCAGGCUGAGCUGUGGGCACUGGCACAGCCGGGCUCUGCACCAGGCUGAGCUGUGGGCACUGGCACAGCCGGGCUCUGCACCAGGCUGAGCUGUGGGUGUUGGCACAGCCGGGCUCUGCACCAGGCUGAGCUGUGGGCACGGGCACAGCCGGCUCUGCACCAGGCUGAGCUGUGGGCACGGGCACAGCUGGCUCUGCACCAGGCUGAGCUGUGGGCAUUGGAAGCCGAGGUCUCUCCCUGCUGCCCAGCCAGCAUUUCUCCAUGAGCUCCCAGUGCUGCUUCCCUGGAUGGAGCAGCUCCAGCAGGGCUCCCAGGACCCGGGGUCUGCCUCAGCCCCUCCCUGUGCCCGCUGGGGCAGCCCCUGGGCACUGAGCCUGC